Messenger RNA from Plasmodium fragile, 2160 nucleotides. RefSeq lists its product as uncharacterized. The transcript is spliced from 2 exons. NCBI's taxonomy places the organism in Eukaryota, Apicomplexa, Aconoidasida, Haemosporida, Plasmodiidae. Bases 1 to 2160 code for a protein of 719 amino acids. The record is from RefSeq and is a predicted model, not a curated record.
AUGACCGCGCUGGGCUCACUGCUCGGUCUCCUCCUAUGGGUGUCCAUAGCAUGCAGGGGAGUUCGGGGGUUCUACUUCAACGUCGAAAAUGAGUUAAUCUCAAAGGACACGAACAUGAAACAAUGUUACCUCGAGCACUUUGUUAAUUUCAAAGGAGAGGUUGUGCAGGUGUGCCUGGACAAGGUACCAUACAGCGUGGUGAAUAAGUACAACAUCGUGAUUAGCUCCUAUGGGGAAGACAAGAAAUGGAAAAUGCAAAGCAAAGCCAUCAACAGCUAUACUACAAAGUUGCUGAGAUAUUUUUACAGCUUUACAACUGACGAACAGCUAGUUGUGGUCUUUUGCUUUAAUAAGAGUCUGUCUAAUCCCCCUUAUGAAUGCUUUAGAAGUAUCACUGAUGAUUUAAAAACGUUACAAACAGAUAAGAUACAAAUCGAUUUACGUAUGUUUGAGCCUUCUUCCUUCAAUGAUUAUGCGCUGCCCUCUUUUGACCUGUUCGGCGUGGGUCACUUGCUCAUUUGCGGGAUCAACAACAAGCGCAACGCGAAGCCGAACGUGGGACUGUUGGUGAUUUGCCACGCGAGCACUGAUGGGGGGUUCACCUGGGGGAAAAAGCUUCAUUUUUACCACCCGAACAUGGACAAGCACACGACGUACGAAAGCCUGGUGCCGAAGAUCAGCGGAAAUGAAAUCGGCUUCCAGUACUUGGCGUCUAAGGUAUCUCUGACCAAGUACUUCAAGUGUUCAUACAAAAAGGACCACGACUUUGAGUGCCAAGACGUUAACCUGGUAAGAGAGCAGAGUUACAUAUGGGACAUCGCGAAGGUGAGGGGUUACUAUGUGUCUCCUGUAUCUGAUGGCAAGGCUCCCCCAUGCACUCUGUACUAUAUGUAUAACAACACGUACCUGAUGCCGCUAGAGGUGCCAAAGAGUAUUGGGGCAGAAUACCACAGAGGGAAAUUGUUUCAGCUGGACAGCCAAAGGUUAAUUUACAACUAUGCUAAUGAGAAGGAAACUUACACAUAUAUUUUAUCACACAAGGGAACGGUAAAGUAUUGUACGCUUAUGUAUAUAAAGAGGGAUUAUAUGAAUGCAGGAUUUGUGAAGCGAGGCAAUAACUACUACUGCGACGUGAACUACGAGGAUUUAACAAUUGAAGGACAGGACAGAUUCUUCACAGUGAGUAUAUACAAUGGGGUUAGGCAAGACAUAAGAAAAUGCUUUUACUUGAAAUAUGACAAUAUGUUAGAGCCUGUAAAUAUAGUACAUAAAAUUGAAAGCGUGUAUGAGUACAGCAAUUUUAAGCUAUAUACCUUGUAUAUAAAAAAAGACCUCGAGAAAUAUUUUUUUAAAGAUAUGAAAUUGGACUGCUACUUAGGAGAAGACUUUUACCUGUCCCUUCAUAUAAACUUUAAACGUAAUUUCAUAUUAGACAAUACAGAUGUGAAUCAAUCUGUGGUAAAUUUGUACCCUAAUAAUAUUAUAUACUUUAAACUACCAGAUGCGAAAUCUCAUAUGAAACUCAAUACAGUUUCCUUCCCUCCUAACACAAGAUAUAUUAAGGUCGAUGAUUAUUAUUAUAUCUUUAAGCUUCCUUCUUUUAUUUCCUCACAAUCGACUACACAUAUGCUUUUCUUAAGUAAGAAUGGUUCACAGAAAACGCAGAAUAAAAAUGUCACAUUUCAUGCAGGGGGUGUAGAGGAACACAUUUUAGGUGUCGACUUUUCCAGGACAGAUAAAAUUUGUGCUUAUGGGGGAGUUGAAAAUAAUUGUGAUAAGGUAGAAGUGAAGGGGAACAAAGUCAGCGUCACAGUUAACAUGGGAGUGGAGACGGAAACAGGUCAACAAAUCACCCUUGGUCUCAUUUGUCCAGUUAACAAGAAGAACAAAAAUACCUGCUUCAAUGAAAUAUACGAUAAAAAGAAAAAGGUCUUCAUUAGGGAUCACCUCAAGGACAGCAAGGGAUUCCUCACCAUAUACCCAAAGACUUAUGUACACAUGUCUUCCUCAGGAGGGGAAGUCUUCGAGGAGUCCCUUCUCGUCUUGACCCCUCAGUUCGUCGACCUUUAUAACGCCAACCGGGCCAAGUAUAACAACUCCUUCCACUGCAAGUGCUACGCGAAUAAUCGGGCGUAUGAGGUCACCUUCAGCUUUGCAUAG